AUGCAUCUCUUUCCGCAACUCCUCCUUCUUGCAUCGAUAAUCCAGAUCUCCCUGAUAUGGUCGACAUCCGCCACGCCCCUCCUUCUCCCAUCGAUUGGUCUCAAGUCUGAAAUCGAAGCAUCCAGUGAGGGUUACGAGACCGUUCUUCCACUCGAGUCCCGCGACGUCAAGCACUCGUGGUGGCCAUUCAAGAAAUACGACAUCCCCAAGGGAAAGCAAAAGUCGCCCAAGGUCUAUCGCGUCGGCGCCAACUGGUGGGGACGAGGCGGGUAUAAACUCGAGUUGGGGCCUGAACUAGGGUCAGGGGCCUAUGGAACAGUCACCGAGGCGACGCUGUACAACAACACCCACCCGGAAAUCGAGGUAGCGACAAAGAAAAGCAAAGGCUAUGACAUGAUCUCCGGGGCCAUUCUGAUGAAGGAGGUGCAGGAUCUCAGCCCAUAUAUCCUGCCCACCAUCUCCUAUUUCUUCGUCCCGGGGAAGCCCACUACCUACUGGCUCGUGAUGCCCAAGCGCGGAAUGGGGAACCUGUUCGAAGUCAGGCGAAGAACGAGAUUGGGCAUGACCCGGAAGGUUCAGUUGUUUCGGAAGCUUCUGGAUGGGCUAGCGACCAUGCACCACCACGGCAUUGCCCACCGUGAUCUCAAACUGACCAAUAUUCUCAUGGAGGAUAUGGACACCCCCCAAUGGGCCGACUUCGAUGCCGCCACCAAAAACAAAACCAUUUCCAGCUUUUUUGGCUCGAACGGCCAUGUCUCCCCAGGUAUAACACAAGUCAAAGACCAUUCCCCAAAGAGCGACGACAUCUUCGCGGCGAUGAUGACCUUUUUCUGGCUGACAGCAAACGAUGACUCACCAGGCAGAUUGUGGGAGGCGAUUAAAAAAGGCGAAGUGGAGAAAUCUCAGCUGCCGGAUAAGAUUCGCAAAUACAUCUACGGCCCAUCUAACGAGAUGGUGGAUGUUGCCGCCGAUUGUUUGUGCAAAGAGUCCGAAGGGCGACUGGAUAUUGACCAGUUGAUUGAACGCUUCGAGUCAACUCCGGAGUAUCAAGAUUCCCUCGAAAUGGAGUGUUAA
Messenger RNA from Penicillium alfredii, 1074 nucleotides. RefSeq names its product CMK1 - Ca2+/calmodulin-dependent ser/thr protein kinase type. Gene Ontology annotation, molecular function: protein serine/threonine kinase activity; ATP binding. The coding region runs from base 1 to 1074 and encodes 357 amino acids. The record is from RefSeq and is a predicted model, not a curated record. The transcript is spliced from 2 exons. Gene Ontology annotation, biological process: intracellular signal transduction; protein phosphorylation. NCBI's taxonomy places the organism in Eukaryota, Fungi, Ascomycota, Eurotiomycetes, Eurotiales, Aspergillaceae.